AUUGACACUCGUGUUUUCGAGAGAGUUCUUUUUCUUUUUUUCCAGUAGCAGCGUCUUCGGGAGAGUUCUUGCACCCUCUUCGGGAGAGUUCAAGCAAAAGUGACUGUAAGAUUCGCUAACGUGCGUCUUUUUUAUCCUUACUGUGGUUGGCACCACGUUUUCGAAUGCAUGCGUUUUUACAAAUCACUGCGGGACAAAUGUCGACGAGAAUCGGAUAAGAUUUAUAGCCAGGUUAACAGUUCUUUUGUUUCUUGUUUUCGUAAGGACCGGAGCUUGCCUUGCUUUGUUCUCGAGAGAUGAUGCAGGCUUUCGCGAGUCGUUUGAUCCGUGGUGUUGCCAAGAAGAGUGCAGCAGCAGCGGGGGCUCCGAGCUGGAGAAAUGCUGCUACCAGUACGAGGAUCAAGCGCCCUGAAGACGUUGUUCCAAAUCCUUAUACCGGCGACGCUGGUGUGAUGAAGAGGCAGACAGCAUCCGAGUACUUGCAUCAGCGCGGAAGAGUGUACCAGGUACCGUGUAGGAAAAACGGGAUGAAGAUGGUAACGACCGACAUCCUCCGUAGAGAGCUCCUUCCAGUGCUUCCUCUGGCGGGAAUGGUGUUGCUCGCCAUUGGGCUGGGGGUGUGGACGUUCUGGUGGGAGCACGUAGCCCAUCCCAACGUGAGCAUCACUCGCGACCUCCGGGAGAGGCUGUUCGAGAUCGAGCACCCCGAGUGGGUCAAGCGCAAAGCCGCCGUCUACCUCCAGAGCCCGCUGCGGAAGAUGUCACUCGAGUGGCCAACCGCUCGCAUCGCUCACAUCCAGCAGGAGCCUCCGCCCCCGAUCGGCCAUGGCGGCCCCUUGAGCUGAAGAGCUUCUUCUUCUUCUUCGUGGUAGUGUAAGUGUUUCAAGUUUUUCUUUCUGUUCUAAAGCAAAGCUCUUGUUUUGUGUGCGAAAGUAUGUAUAUAAAAAGACGAGUUUUGGAGAUCUGAAGGAGUCCGAGGAAUAAGAUUACAAGUUUUGUUUCA
Molecule: messenger RNA, 1003 nt
Organism: Selaginella moellendorffii
Lineage: Eukaryota; Viridiplantae; Streptophyta; Lycopodiopsida; Selaginellales; Selaginellaceae
Exons: 3
Coding region: 297-845 (182 amino acids)
Source: RefSeq, a predicted model, not a curated record